AUGGAGCUCUUCAGGAGCGAGAGCAUGGAGCUCGUCCGCCUCAUCGUCCCUUCCGAAGCCUCGCGCGACACGGUCGCGUGCUCAGGCGACGUCGGUCUCGUGCAGUUUCGAGAUCUGAAUCACGCGAAACCUUUCCCCCAGCGCGCGUACACGUACGCGUCGCGAGUGAAGCGAUGCGACGAGAUGCUUCGUCGGCUGCGCUUCUUCGCGGCGGCGUUCAAAGACGCGGGGAUCGCUCCGCGCGCGAUGCCGUCGCCGGAGACGUCCAUCGAUUUCGACGACCUCGAGACGCGGCUGACCGAGGCGGAGAGCGAGACGCGGACGAUGUCAGCCGCCAUCGAGCGGCUGCGUCGGAAUCGCGCCGAACUCGUGGAGCUGCAGGUCGUCACGGAGAAGGCGCGCGCGUUCUUCGACGAGGCGACCGACGGCGCGGGGGGACUCGAAAUCUUGGGCGACGACGCGCUGCUCGCGAGCGCGGACGACGACGUCGAGAAGGCGUCGCGGCUGGGGUUCAUCGCCGGGUGCGUGCGCGCGUCCGAGGCGCCGGCGCUCGAGCGGAUGGCGUUCCGAGCGACGCGCGGGAAUCUCCUCUUCGAGCGAGAGACGAUCGAGGGCGAGAUGGAGGACCCGGCCACGGGAGACUUCGUCGUGAAGACGGCGUUUCUCGUGUUCUUCUCGGGGCAGCACGCGCGGGAUGCGAUCGCGAAGAUAGCCGACAGCUUCGGCGCGAACCGGUACCCGCUUCAAGAGGAUUUCUCGCGGCGGCGGCGGAUGCGCGCGGAAGUCGCCGCGCGUGAAACUGAUCUGCAGCAGACGUUACGCGCGUCCACGGCGCAUCGCGACGACCUCCUCCGCGGCAUCGCCCGCGCGCACGCGGCGUGGACGACGUUCGUCAGGAAACAGAAAGCGACGUACCACGCGUUAAACAUGUUCUCCGUCGACGUCGCUCGAGACGUCGUCGUCGCCGAGGCGUGGUGCCCGACGUUCGCGAAGCCCGCGGUGCGAGACGCGCUGCUCCGCGCGAAUCGAUCCUCGAGCGCGCUCGUGGGGACGAUCUUCCAGCCGCUGGCGUCGAAGGAAGAGCCGCCGACGUAUUUCCGAACGAACAAAGUCACGGCCGCGUUCCAGGGCAUCGUCGACGCGUACGGGAUAGCGCGGUACAAGGAGGUGAACCCGACCGUGCUCACCAUAGUGACGUUUCCGUUCUUGUUCGCGGUGAUGUUCGGCGACUUCGGACACGGGAUCUUGAUGCUCCUCGCGGCGAUGUACAUGGUCCUGAACGAGGAAACGCUCGGCGCGACGCCGCAGAAUGAAAUAUUCCAAAUGGCGUUCGACGGUCGCUACGUCGUCCUCCUCAUGUCUAUCUUUUCGAUGUACGCCGGGGCGAUGUACAACGAGUGUUUCUCCGUGCCGAUGACGUGGCUCGCCGGGAAGACGCGGUGGGUCUGCGACGCGAACGACGCGACGAAGGGGUGCGACAGUCAGUACGUCGCCGGCCUCGAACGAAACGGGACGUACGCGUUCGGCGUAGACCCGAUCUGGCGAGGCAGCAAGUCCGAGCUGCCGUUCUUGAACUCGAUGAAGAUGAAGAUGUCGAUCAUCAUGGGCGUGACGCAGAUGAUGGUCGGGAUCUUCAUGAGCUUGCUGAAUUUCGUGCGCGCGAAGGACGUUCUGUCGAUCGCGUGCGAGUGCAUCCCGCAGGUCAUCUUCCUCGGCGCGCUGUUCGGGUAUCUCGUCUUUCUCAUCGUCUUAAAGUGGAUCACACCCGGUUGCGAGGCUGAUCUCUAUCACGUCCUCAUAUACAUGUUCCUGGACCCAGGGAAUGUAGACUGCGCGGGAGAAGGCCCGGGAGGAACCGCGGGGUGCCCGGAGAACGUCAUGUUCCGCGGUCAAGGCGUCCUUCAGGUGUGCUUAGUCGUCGUCGCGUUCGCGUCCGUGCCCGUGAUGCUCCUGCCGAAGCCGCUCGUUCUGAAGAGACGCCACGACGCGAGGGCGCGAGGGGAGGCGUACGCGCGCCUCCCCGGCGAGGACGAAGACGGCGAGGCGUUCAAUUUCGGGGACGUCUUCGUGCACCAGAUGAUCCACACGAUCGAGUUCGUCCUCGGCGCGGUGAGCAACACGGCGUCGUACUUGCGUCUGUGGGCGCUGUCGCUCGCGCACUCGCAGCUCAGCGCGGUGUUCUUGGACCGCGUCUUGAUGGCGUCCGCGGCGACGAAAUCGCCGCUCGUGAUGCUCGUCGGGUUCGCCGUGUGGGCGGUGGCAACGAUCGGGGUGCUGAUGCUUAUGGAGAGCCUCAGCGCGUUUUUGCACGCGCUCAGGUUGCAUUGGGUAGAGUACCAGAACAAGUUCUACAAGGGCGACGGAUACGCGUUCGAUCCGUUUUCGUUCGAGAGUAUCUUGAAAGAAGCCGCCGCGGAGGGGAGUUAA
Messenger RNA from Micromonas pusilla CCMP1545, 2427 nucleotides. Its product is annotated as H+-or Na+-translocating f-type, v-type and A-type ATPase superfamily. Gene Ontology annotation, molecular function: ATPase binding; proton-transporting ATPase activity, rotational mechanism. The coding region runs from base 1 to 2427 and encodes 808 amino acids. NCBI's taxonomy places the organism in Eukaryota, Viridiplantae, Chlorophyta, Mamiellophyceae, Mamiellales, Mamiellaceae. The record is from RefSeq and is a predicted model, not a curated record. Gene Ontology annotation, biological process: proton transmembrane transport; vacuolar acidification. Gene Ontology annotation, cellular component: vacuolar proton-transporting V-type ATPase complex; vacuolar proton-transporting V-type ATPase, V0 domain. The transcript has a single exon.